Molecule: messenger RNA, 3495 nt
Organism: Penicillium diatomitis
Lineage: Eukaryota; Fungi; Ascomycota; Eurotiomycetes; Eurotiales; Aspergillaceae
Product: DUF1765 domain-containing protein
Exons: 3
Coding region: 1-3495 (1164 amino acids)
Source: RefSeq, a predicted model, not a curated record
AUGUCUUUGCCCUCUCUGCGGAUAUUGACCUCUGCUCCUACGACAAUCACCACCACGACGAAAGAUACGACUACGACCACGACCACGAGUAGGAGAAGUAGCAUCUACCCUAGCGACGAUGACCCCCUCAUCACCCGGGCCGCAAGUUUCACCGACUUGUCAAGUCAAUCGCCCACCUCGACGCCGCCCGGUCUGAGACGCACCUUCUCCGACUGCGCCAUUCCUUCUCUCUCCGAUUCGCCCACCAAAGAAACUGUGGCGGCGGGCAAGGAUAUCCUGCGGAGGACGUCAUUACGUGCGAAGAAGCCCGAGAGAUUCUCCAGACCGGUCUCACACUUCACCCUCUCUUCAACGGAAGAUCUCAAAGAAACCGUUAAUCCCCCACAGCAAGAUGGCAGCGAGCCAACUAUACCGGAAACGCGGGCUCCCGAACCUGUUGCUCGGCCCCUGAAAACUCGUUCCAUGUCGGGCCGAAUCGUCAGUUUGGCACGGAAACCCUGGGGAUCAGCCUCUCGUUCUCCUUCACCAGCGCCCAAGAGAUCCAAACAGAUAUUGGAGGAGCAACCGCCUACGCGCUCGAGCGAUCAGCGGACUGAUUCUACCGAAAAUGGCGAGGGGGACAUAACGCCAACCUCUCGUCGGCGAUCAAUGCUGUACAAGCGUCCCCGACGGCCCAUGGUCGCAGUCGUCUCGAAAGGUAACUCAGAUUCCCCGGAUUCACCGAACAGCCCCUCGCAGUCACUACGGAAUCGGACAUCUCUCGAAAGAUUCACCGCAUCGCUCUCCAUUUCCACCCCAAUUCUUCCUCCGAUGCCCAAGGGCGCAGCAAAGACCGUCGCCUCAUACGUCAAUAUCGCCAACGAUAGCAGCGUCAAGACUAGCAACAGCAUCAAGAGUAACGACAGACUUGAGAACACCAAAAAGGACGAGCUGUGGGGCAUGUUCCGGGGUCUCGAAGCAGACUUCCAAAAGUUCCAAACCAAGUCCAGUGCAUUGAAAGCGAAUGUCAUUCGCUCAUCGCUACUUCCGUUUCUGAGUCGUCAUCACCUGCACUCUUCUUGCAAGAACCUCCGACCCGAGGACCUGGACCGCAGAAUCAACAUUCUAAACAAAUGGUGGAUUGGCAUGUUGGAAAUGCUGAACGGCAAACACAAUCAGUCAAUUUCUGGCACCGACCGGCCAGUCUACCUGGAAGCGGUCGUGGGCAUCAUGAGUCGACCGGAGUGGCGUAUUCCCUACCCCAGUACCCAUCAAGACGGUGAUCAGAACGAUUCCUUGAAAUACGCUUCCACCUCCGUGUCCGAGGCUUCAGACGGGUCUGCCUCCUCGGGGUCUGAUUUCCUAGUCGAAAGCAUCCAUCACAAUAUCCGCAACAUUUUUGUUCAGAAUCUUGUGUCUCAGAUGGUGUUUGUGGUUGAGCGUAUGUCGAUGAGACAUGCACCUGCAAGCUUGGUGGCGUUUUGUGGUAAGGCAUGUGCGUAUGCCUUCUUCUUUUGCCCCGGAGUUGCAGAUCAGAUGGUCCGCCUAUGGAAGACGCCUACGGCGGUCUUUCGUCGUCUCCUGGCCGAGACUCCCAAGUCUCCAGGCGAGGACAUGCGUGCUUUCACCGAUGAGCUUGCUUCCCAUUUCCCUCUCGCGAUUCGGCCCUUGGCUUUCCAUUCCCACGCCCCUUUACUGCGAUACAUGCGCACCAAGCCCGAGCCACCCCUCAACACGACCAAUAUCCCUUGGCGUGGCCCUUGGAUUGCAAGAUGGUGUGGGCGUGACACCGAUCUCUUCUUUGUGUUCUUGAAGUACAUCCAUAUCCUCUACGCAGAAUAUACGCCGCCCGUCACGGCCAAAGAAAGAAGGAUUUUCGCACCAGGUUUGCUCAUGGUACACGCGCAACUGGUCGUUGCUAUCGAGGAUACGAUUUUCAAGCAGUCGGUGCAACAGCCGGAGACCAACCACAUCGCGGCCGCCAUCACGUUUGAUGACCUUAUGGAGUCUCCUGACGUUUCGGCGGCUUCCCACUCCCUCAUGAGUGGCCGAAACAGUCAGAGGCCGAUGGCCGAAAAUCGCUUGAUCAUUCUUCUUCGCGACUUUCUCUCCGACGCCUCCUCCGAGCCCAAUCGUGCUCGACUGUUCUACGCUGAAAGCUUUUGUGGUUUGCUCAAAAUUGCAGCGCAGCGUAUCUCUUUGUUCGAUCACCGGGCUUGCUUCCUUCUCUGUGAUUUCUUGGAAGAGAUCAUUCCGAUCGUUGCCCGAUAUUCGCAGUCCAUCGAGACUCAAUUUUUCGACUGGGCGUUCUGGUUGGAUGUGUGCCGGCAGAUGAUGCAAAGCCAUAAUUCACUGACGGAAGUGCGCGCUCUGUCAUUCCUCUACAUUAUAUGGCCCACCUGGACCGCGGCAAACGACCGAAAGGCGGGCCUUUGCUUGGGUUUCCUGCUACAUGAACCCGUCUUUUAUCAUUACUUUUAUCACUGGAGCCCAAUGGUGCGCGCUUAUUUCCAUCGCUUGCUGUGCUGGAGAGUGGGUCGAUUCCAGGAGGACCCCUCGUCACUUGAUUCCCUCAUAUAUGAGACGUUGUCUGAUCGACUGCUGCGAGUAUGGGAGUAUUACAUAGGGUUUCAAUCCAAGGCCGCAGAGGGGCUCACCGCGCCCUUGUCCUCGGCUCCUUGUACUCCUGCGCCCGGCCGACGGAUUAUUAUUAUUCGUUGCGAAAAUCAGCUGUCUCCGGUCAACCUGUUCGUCUCCUUCGACCGAGUCAUUCCUCCGGCGCGGUCGGAUCAGAUCAGCCCACCCAGACGACCAAGCCCCUCUACUCUGACUGGGCCAGACACUCAGCUGCCCAAGCGGCGGUGGGGGCUACUUCGUUCCAUGUUUUCAAGCUCGUUGAAACAGAACGAGGCCAGCGGUAGUAGUUCCUCAGACGACCCCGAUGGCACCAGUGAAGAUUCUGCGACCUCUCCGCAAAGCCAAUGCGUGGAGGAACACGAGAAGACGCCGACGCCACCCGUGGAAGAACCUGUGCCACCCAAGAUCACCCAUCAGCCGUACUUCUUCAAAUUCUCCCUGGAGUGGAUGGAUCGACCAUGUUUUCCUGCUAAAAACAAGCGUCUGUUCAGACCGUGUCUACCAGUGGCCUCUCAACUCCAUGUGCAGCAAUGCCGGUCGCGGUCCCCGACGGCAUCCGUUGAUUAUGAGACCGCAUCUGAGACGGUGUCGACCGACGAUACCUCGGAGCAAAGCACCACGCGAAGUGACAAGCAGAGUCAUACUGCGAGUUCACACCAGUCUCCAGUCACUACACAGAGCUCCCCUGUGACGGAGCUCGCCUCAGUUUCGAAGCAAGAGUACGUCGUCGCCAGCAAGUACGCCGGUCGCGCGUUGGCGGAAUGGGCGUAUAUUGUCUCCGAAUGCGAUAGUUUCUUUGCCCGUCGCCGUGACGAGGGCGUUCCCUCUGACCGCGCCGUGGAGACUCCCAGUCUUGGGGUCGAAAGCUUCCGAAAAUAG